CCAGUGUGGGUAGCGCUGGGAGAGUGAGUUUCUGAUAAGCUGCACGGUAGAUACUGGCUCGAGUGUCUAUAAAGCGUCUUACCUGAACUGUGGCACCAAGACCGCAGGCCGGAAACAAUGAUGUGCGACUCAUGCCUUUUCAUCUUCUACGUCCGAAACGUGUUUGAGCCGCGAUUCUACCUUGAUAAUCAGGACAGAUAUGCCAGAAUUACUGCCACAGGUAAGAUAACAGAUGUAUACUGGCUGCGUCAAUACUCCCGGCAAUUGUUAGUGUUACAUGCGUCUAAAAUGUAGGUCUGCCGAAGUGAAGGGAUUAUCAUUCUAUGUCUUGCAUGGAUUUCAAAAACUUGCCCCUCCACUAGGUUGCAACUGCGGUGAUUGCGUUCGUCCACUAAUUCUUAUCCGCCCUUGUGGGUUGAUGUGGUUUCCAGGCCGCUGGCUGAUCCCUUAAGUCGAGUGUCUCGCGCCUGCGGUUGUCCGUCCUGCAAUUGGUAGAAGCCUGGAAUUAGGGUUGACCGUGAGACUAUCUUCCGAAUGUCGCACCUGCUUUGAAUACCGAGGCCGCCGACGCAAGAGUGCAGUAAAUGUAUAAGACAGGUGCAAUCCUUGCGCUGCCUUACAGCUUCUGUGCUGCUGAAGUAUGGCAACCGUCUCCAGUGAGAAGGGGGCACUUCUCCCCAAGAAAGCCAGCGGCCAGCUGCCGUCGUCCAUCACUGGGCGUCCUCGUUUUAAAAACACCACACUGCAGCGGGAUGGAGCGCCUAACGCCGGAACGCCGACCGAGCAUUCAUAUCAAAAACUCACAACAGCAGGAGGCUCCAUUGAAUUGCAUUCGGGUGCGAGUGUAAAGUCUGUAACAGGUACUGGUCAAAAUGUGGUAGAUGGAACAGCUGGAUUAACCUCUGGCGUGCAGCGGGUGCUUAGCAACGAGAAAGCAAGUGAAGGAGCUCACUCAAGCGAACGAGGCGCACGAGUGAUGGACGAAGCGAGCAGAAGGGCAGCAGAACUCGAAGCAGCAGCAGACAAGUUGGAGCAAACAGAGACGGUAACCGUAAACUACGACACACGAGGCCUGACGUCGGACCAAGUUGCGGACCUCAGAAAGAAAUAUGGCUGGAAUGAAGUGAAGCCCCACCAGGUGCCUGAAUGGUUCAAAGUGUUGAAGAAAUACCUCUCCCUUGUGCCCAUGUUGUUGAUCGUCGCGGCUCUUUUCUCAGUCUGCGUGGUGGAGGACAACAUGCGCGACUGGUUUUCUUUCGCUCUUCUUCUCUUUCUGAACAACUCAAUGGUCUGGGCCGAUUAUAUUGGGCAGCGGUCCGCACAUAACGCCAUUGCAGCUGUUGAGAAGUUGGGCGCCCCGGUGUGUCAGGUGAAGAGAGAUGGACAGUGGCAGAAUCGACAGGUGCGCGAUCUCGUGCCAGGAGACGUUGUUCAUCUUAAGGCGGGCGUGAUCAUGCCAGCUGACGGAGUGUUUGUGACCAAAGGGACGACCAUCACUGUUGACGAAUCUGCUCUGACAGGAGAAUCUGUGCCUAUCCGAAAGCGUCCGGGGGCGCCACUUCUCUCGGGGUCCGUGGUAGACAGGGGCGAGGGGGAAAUGCUUGUAACUAAGACAGGCAACGACUCUUUCUAUGGCAAAACGUUGUCGUUGCUAGCGCGCGCUGAGCGACAAGGCUACCUUGAAACCGUUCUGCAUAGGACGUCGCUGUUCAUCACCUUCGUCGCCAGCUGCUGUGCCGCGUUCCUCUUCUUCUGGCAGUCCUUUAAUUCCGAUUGGAAAUUGAUUAUCCCUGAAAGGCGUUAUCUGAUUGCGCUGAAGCACGCAUUCAUCUUGAUCGCAUCUGUCGCGCCGGCAGCUAUGCCUGUAGUUACGACGACGGUUUUGUCAGUUGGAGCUCUGAUCAUUACGAAACAGAAUGCAGCUGUUUCUCGAUUGUCUGCAAUCGAGGAGGCAGCUGGCGUCGUGAUUCUAUUUAGUGACAAGACGGGGACUUUGACGAAAAACCAGCUUUCCCUUUUCAAAGAGGAGUCCAUGAUAGAGCCCGGCUACGACGAGGAAACUAUGCUUCUCUACGCAAGCCUCUGCAGUGAUACGCAGGAGCCAGAACCUAUAGACCGAACAAUCAAUGCGGCUGCCGAUAUGACAGAGCGAGCAAAGUAUCAAAUUCUUGAGUAUGUACCUUUCAACCCUGUGGACAAGAGAACUGAGGCGACUGUAGUAAGCCCUGAAGGGAAGAAGUUCAUUACUACAAAGGGUGCUCCCCACGUUAUCAGGGACCUCGUCUGCUACGAAGACCAGAAACUGCGUGAGCAGCUGAACGAACUCAUUUUGAAUAAAGCAAAGCGGGGGCUGAGGACUCUUGGAGUUGCAGUGAAACCCGUCCCCGAUGGUGUGGCUGGUGACGCGCCGCGCUGGAAGCUUGUCGGGUACUUAUCGCUGUUCGACCCUCCUCGUGAAGACACUGCCGCAACUAUCCAGAGGGCAAACGAAUUGGGUAUUCGUGUAAUAAUGGUAACUGGCGAUCAACAGGCCAUUGCUGUUGAGACUGCCAGACAGCUGCACAUGGGCACAAACAUCGUCGGCCCAGAAAUAUGGAAAGAAGAGAAGGAGACUGGCCUGGUACAAGGGAAAGCUCUUGCCGAAUUUAUUGAAACUGUUGAUGGAUUCGCUGGCGUUUUCCCAGAACAUAAGUACGCAAUAGUGAAUGCGAUGAUGGAUGCGCACAAGCUAGUAGCAAUGACAGGUGAUGGAGUGAACGAUGCUCCAGCAUUGAAACGAGCGACUAUUGGUAUCGCGGUUAGCGGCGCAACUCAAGCAGCGAGGGCAGCAGCAGACAUCAUUCUGUUUGCACCUGGCCUGAAGACAAUCAUCACUGUCAUGUCUCUGUCGAGACAAAUCUUCAAACGCGUUGAAUCCUACAUUAUUUUCCGCAUAUACACUAGCUUGAUCAUUUUGGGCAUGUGGUGGGGAUGUAUAGUAAUUUUGCGGUAUCAGUUUCCAUCCUGGACUUUGGUUCUCAUGUCAAUGAUUAAUGACUUUGUCUUGAUGAGUUGCUCUCGCGAUCGAGUUGCGAGUUCCACCUCACCCAUGAUCUGGUCAAUGCUGAGGGUAAUUUGCCUCUCCACUUGGCUUGGUUUUCUAGCGACAGUCUCUAUUCUGCUCUACGUUGUAUUCGCAGAUCCGUCACACUGUGUCAACUGGUGGCCCCGAUGGGGAUUACCAAAGUUCACUCCUGAUUGGCCUCUCCCGGUUUCUGAACACUUCAUGAGCUACCAAACAAAUGCUGGUGUAUGGCUUUUGAUGACUGUCCUCAUCCAGUUCUCGUUUCAGAGUGUUCGAACACGAGGCCUAUUUUGUAGGUACAACGAGAAUAACCAGUUCCCGGCCCUCGUUAUCAUUAUUCCCCAAAUUUGUGCUGUGGUGGUGACAAUAUUCCUUUCAAUUUACUGGAAGAUCGCAUGGAGGCCCGGGUCGGGACCACGUAUGGUGGGAAUCAAUUGGGGUCAAGCGUGGGUCACGAUCUUCUGGGGCAUCCUAUGGUUUUUUGUAAUGGAUGCCACCAAGAUCGGCUUCUACAAGUAUGCGUGGCCAGUGAUAACACGAAAUGUAGUGUACAAAUCUAUAGCUGAGACCGCCUGCCAGCGGGAGAUCGAGAACAACAACGUCGCGUCGAAAGUAAUGCAGAAUACGGUGCAUUUUCUGGAGGAGCGCGAGCGUAAUGUGGAAAAGCUUGAAGAGAAAGUGGAAGACGCUUUUCUUGCUGCAGUAACGGAUGCCGGUGAGCUUGUCAAGAAUGACCAUGGGAAAAGUCACAUUGACAGAAAGGAGCACAAAGUAUCGCCUGAGCCAGGGAAAACAAGCACCGAGGACGAAGUCUCGCUGCCGAGGAAGGACGCGAAUUCCUUCGUUGUUUCAAUCACUAGUGAAGAGGGAGCGUGCCGGACCGGCUUCGACGAUGCCGAUGCUGGCACUGCGAAACACCGAGUCGCCGUGGACCAGAAAAAUAGGGAAGUGUCGCGCUCAUCCGGGAAAACCAGUAUCCCGCUGCACCCGGAUGUCGGAAAAGGAUGCGCGGUUCCUUCGAUCACGCGUUGAUGGGGUAAUGUUGUGCUCGUUUCGAUACUCGUUGUUUUUGCAGAUGUGUACAUGCGGGCGAUAGACGAAAGUGAUUCCUCUUUUCCUUUGCUCACCAGGUGGGCACCGGCCGCUAUGCGGGGGUGUCUCCCCGUGGAAUCCAGAGCAGACCAUGCUGUGGUCACCCUAGCUAGAAAUGCCAAGAAUACGCAGAGUGUCGGCGUUGAACCAACCCGGCACACUAUUUGCUGGUCUGUCCGUGUGCCAUGGCUGCUACCCGAGGCAGUAGCUGCUGCUUUCCGCAGUGUGUCCGUAACGUAGCCCGUAGCUCAUUCGCGGUUACUGUGCGGCUUGGGCAUAUACUACGGCUUUACUUGAUAGCACGAGUGCUAUGCGAACAUGAAACUGGCAUCACUCAGCCCGUUUUCA
Molecule: messenger RNA, 4504 nt
Organism: Toxoplasma gondii ME49
Lineage: Eukaryota; Apicomplexa; Conoidasida; Eucoccidiorida; Sarcocystidae
Product: P-type ATPase PMA1
Exons: 2
Coding region: 641-4096 (1151 amino acids)
Biological process (GO): proton export across plasma membrane; regulation of intracellular pH
Cellular component (GO): plasma membrane
Molecular function (GO): ATP hydrolysis activity; ATP binding; P-type proton-exporting transporter activity
Source: RefSeq, a predicted model, not a curated record